This is a messenger RNA of Ostertagia ostertagi, 2745 nucleotides long. The record is from the annotation of a GenBank genome assembly. Lineage: Eukaryota; Metazoa; Nematoda; Chromadorea; Rhabditida; Trichostrongylidae.
AUGCAGCGUGUGGAUUCUCGAAACGAUGAAAACGAAGGAGCGGGUCAGAAGGCCGGAGGCGGCUCCACAACUGCGGGCCCUUUCACCACAGAUGGACAGGACUCCUUCAAUUCUAGUAAUGGUUAUCAUGGUAGUUUGUUCGAAACGCCACAGUCUCUUCUCUCAUCUCCGCAGUAUGACAUGUUCUCAUUGCCGUUCCGAUCAUCUCAACAACGUUGCUCGCUCUGUCAGAAAGAUAUCCAAGGGCAACAUCGCCAGUUUCCUUGCUCACAUAAAAUCUGUGGCCACUGUUGCUCCUUGACGGAUAGUCGGAAGUGUCUAAUCUGCUAUGCAAGUGCAGGGACCAACCCAUUUCCACCUUACAUGUUCUUGUCACCACCGCACACCGAUCACUCAAACGAACUUCUCGACUCUUCGUUGUCACUGCACAAUCAGUCCAUUGCAUCGUAUCAAAAUGGGCUGACCGACAGUUUACAUGGUGUAAGCCUUGGCCUAAGUGAACUGUCUGGUCAUUUGGAGUCGUUUAACUUGUGGGAUAAUCGUACCAAAAUUCCAACAACACCUCGCAGUUCCGUUUCGCAAGGCAUUGUUCUUCCGGAGACACCGGUACGAUCUGAAGAAGAUCAUACGUCAGUGUUUUCUCCGAACUCUCAACUGGUCACAACUCCUACGAGCAGAGCGUUCUGUGCGAAUUGCCGUGAACUGCUUUGCGGCGUGUGUGUGGUCGCUCACCAAAGAGUUCGCGUCACACGCGAUCAUGUCGUCAUAUCUCUACAGCAGCUUCUCAAUCACAUGACUGCAAAUGCGUUCGGCACAGGAGAGGAUGGUGUCCUUGGCGGAUCGUCGGAUUCUUCGCCAAGGCCGUCUUCAGUUUGUUCCACGCAUGACGCUAAAGUGUUCUGCUCGUGUGAGACUUGUGGUAGGGUGACACUGUGUGCUCACUGUAUAUCACGUCAUUCAGCGCAUCACAUCGUUCCUUUAGGCGAUGUGAGAGCGUGUGUGGUUUCGAUGCUUGCGGAAUCGCGUCGUAACGAACGCAGUAUUGAGGAGGCUGUGGAAAGCGUGCGCACGAUGUCUGAACGGGUCGACGCUAGUGUACAGGCAGCUGCAUCGGAACUACGGUCGCUUAUACACCUACAUAUGAGUGCUUUGGAGGAGAGGAAGAGAGAAUUGUUGCAGAGAGUGGAUACUAUCAGACAAUCCAAAACAAAAAAUUUGAAAGCUCAAGCAGAAAAUUUGAAUGCAGCGAAAGCAAAGUUUGCGCAGACUAUCAAGUCGGUGGAGGCAAUCACUUCUGAAGAUGAUAACUCUCAACUCGCAAACGCUUUCCAAGACCUACUGCAGCCUAUCCAUCUGAUUCCGCACGAGAAUGAUGCUGUUAAGUUCACCGUUCCUGACAACCAGCUUCUCUCACAAAUUCGAACUCUGGGUGAACUCGAAAGUGGGCCAUGUGCUCGUCAGUGCCAUUUGGUUGGCGAAGGAUAUAAAAGACCCAUCCGCGAGCGCCAAUGCAUCGUUUAUGUGCAACUACGUGAUGCAUGCGGUGAGGUAGUGCCGACCGACCGAGCUGAUGGUGGCGUUCGAGAUAUUACCGCAACAGUGAUCGCACCUGAUGGGCGCAGUCUUGAAGUUCACAUUGGGCGCAGCGAAAGUGACCCAGGCGUGAUUGGCAUCGCUUAUUACCCAGUACUUGAUGGUCAGCAUCAACUAGACAUCCGGAUUCGUGGAGUAUCUAUAAGCGGUUGUCCAGCUGUAGUAGACGUACGCCAUGGACGUAAUUAUGCUGAAAUUGCUGCUCAAGGAGAAUUGUUCUCAUUUGGAAAGGAAGGAUCCGCAGAUGGCGAACUCUGUCGUCCGUGGGGAAUUUGCGUUGAUUUGCGUGGUCGAGUGCUUGUAGCAGAUCGAAGCAAUAACCGUAUCCAGAUUUUCGAUCGAGAUGGUGGUUUUCUUGCCAAAUUCGGUUGUGGUGGAACUCGUUCAGGACAAUUCGAUCGCCCAGCUGGUGUCACUGUCAAUACAAGGAAAAACAACAUAGAAUGCACAGGUGUUUAUGAGAACGGUAACUUUCUGUUGAAGUUUGGAGAGAGGGGAAGGCCCAUUGGGAUGUUCAACUAUCCGUGGGGAGUGGCAACAAACAGUCAGAAUCACAUUGCUGUUUCUGACACACGAAAUCACAGAGUUCAGGUGUUUAAUGAAAAUGGUCAGUUUAUACGGAAGUGUGGGUUUGACACGGCAUUCUUUUACAAGCAUUUGGAUUCUCCUCGUGGCGUGUGUUAUCUUUCCGACGGCCAACUCCUCAUUACUGAUUUUAACAAUCAUCGGUUGGCUGUGUUAUCCUCUCGUGACACACCAGAAAUGAAGGUGUAUGGUACCGAAGGUAGUGUUGAAGGAAUGUUCUGUCGCCCGCAAGGAGUGAAAGUGGAUCCGGAAGGACACAUCCUCAUAUGUGAUUCGAGAAAUAAUCGCGUUCAGGUAUUUUCUGGGGACGACAUGCGCUGCAUCGCAGUAUUUGGGCAGACGUCCGCAUCAAGCGGUUUCGAAAUGCCUGCUGAGCUACCAGCUCCGUUCCGAUCUGUCGGACCUGCUCCCUACCACGCUUCCACCACACCCACGAGUGGCGUCGCUCUCGACACUCCAGCAACUGGACCUCGUCCUCUACUGGAUCGCCCUACUGAUGUAGCCAUCGCUCCUGAUGGUCGUAUAUAUGUGGUUGACUUCGGCAACAAUUGCAUUCGCGUCUUCUGA